AUGGCAACCCAAUACCAAGAAACAAAAAUCUUGCCUGAAUACAGCGCCCAAGAAAUGCAGCAGCCAAUGCCACAACAACCCCAACAGUUCAUCGCCCACCCUCAAUCCCCUCCUCCCGGCCAGCAACAAUACUACCAACCACAACCCCCCCAGCAACCUGGCCAAGCUCAACCCCAAGUACUUUACGUGCAAUCCCCACCAACGCCCGGGCCCGGUUUCCCUCCUCAAUCACCACCCCCACCAGGAUUCUCCCCACAACAGCAGCAAGCAGGGGUCCCACAACAACAAUAUUUCGAUCCUAAAGGCUUCCAGCAACCCCAGACCCAGCAAAUGCAUCCUCAGCAAGUGCAUCCUCAGCAACCUCAACAUCCCCAAGCCCAAGGUCAGGCUCCGGGCCGUACAUACCAAAAUGCGACGCCUUUGCCUUCACUAGGCCGCACCCCAGCACCCGUCGAUUGCCCAACAUGUGGACAACGGGCUAUGACCAGAAUCACAUAUGUAGCGGGAGGGUAUACGCAUGCUUGGGCAGCGGGGUUGUGCGUGUUUACGUGGUUCUUCUGCUUCGUGCCGUAUCUGAUUGAUGGCAUGAAGAACGUGGAUCACCAUUGUGGAAAUUGCGGCGUUAUGCUUGCUACGUGGCAUAAGAGCGGGAGUGUCGAUGUGCAUCAACAUGCUUAA
Molecule: messenger RNA, 678 nt
Organism: Lachnellula hyalina
Lineage: Eukaryota; Fungi; Ascomycota; Leotiomycetes; Helotiales; Lachnaceae
Gene: litaf
Product: Lipopolysaccharide-induced tumor necrosis factor-alpha factor-like protein
Exons: 4
Coding region: 1-678 (225 amino acids)
Molecular function (GO): zinc ion binding
Source: RefSeq, a predicted model, not a curated record